Molecule: messenger RNA, 7834 nt
Organism: Caenorhabditis auriculariae
Lineage: Eukaryota; Metazoa; Nematoda; Chromadorea; Rhabditida; Rhabditidae
Source: the annotation of a GenBank genome assembly
AUGAUGGGACCCCCACGGAAAAUGCCGUCACGGCUUUCGGCGUCUAGGAUUCUUAGUUCUGACAAGGCCGAGCGGGGCUCUAGCGCACCGCCUAGUUAGUUCUUCUGACUGGAUGAAGCUUUCUUAACUCACUUAAUACUUUAGCUAAUCAGCCAAAACAUUCAAAAAAAAAACUAUUUAUCCUCUUUCUCCGCAUUUAAAAGUCUUUUAUCUCUGAAAAUUCAGUCAUCGCCAUGACAAGAAAUCCGCCUUCCUUUAUCGGUCGCAGCGACGUUGUCAAACAAGAUUCAUGGCGGACGGAGUUCGAUCAACUGCGGCUAAACAAUACCAGGUACCAGCCCAAUGCUCUUAAAAGCAGCUGAGGGUUUUUUUUUCUGUGUUAAAUUGCAAAGGAGAGAAGAAAUAACAGUAACUGGGCAGAAAAUGAAUAACAGUCACAAAAAAGAAAAGAAAAAACAGUAACUUCACACUGGCUAAAUCGCACCUCACUAGUACAAAAAAUGAAAUUAUCGUUUAUUCAAGGUAAUCACAACCUAUAUAAUAAUUUUUUUUAUUGUUGUUCGCUCUGUGGUGUGAAGGAAGAGAACCAGGGGCUUUAGUAGAGUAAGAAAUUUUUUAGUGAUCCCUAAAACUUCUCAGAAAGUCCGGAGCUCCGCGGAGCACGUCCGUUUCGCGUUACGAACAUGUUUGAGAGAAAUUAGAAAAGAAAAGGUGAUUCAAAGAGGUGUGAAAAAGUGCGCCCCAGUGAUAAAUCUCUUGUCCAUUUACGUGACUCGGACCUUGGUAACGCGAAUCGGGGCGUUUCUAGUGGCGCUCUUAAGUGAUCCUAAAAACGUCCGGAGCACAUCCGUUUCGCGUUACCACUGUCCGAGGAGGCAAGCAGGCGAGGCUAUCGGGGCGCCAAAGUUCUCCAAAACAGUACUAAUUUUUGUUUUGGAGCAAUUUUUUGCGUCUCGAAGCAUCUUUCGUUUUGUCCGAUGAACACACCAUAAACGCCGUGAUAUAUAUAUAUAUUUGAAAAAAAUUUUUUUAAAAUUUAAAAGAAAAAAAGGGGCGUAAAAUAAAACGUUUCGGUUUCGCAGCCGCACUCUCUUGGACUACAGUAGCCAAAAAAAGUUUUUGGCGAGGCGCCCCGGGUAUGAGAUCUUCAUCGUUUUGGUUCCUUUUUCCCAGUUUUUAUGAGGCUGUGUUCAAAGUUAUUUCCGCGAAAUGCAAAACUAUCUCUGACUCUUUAAAAUUCAGUUAUCUCUUUCUUUCUAUGACGGCUAUUUGAAUUUCGCGGAAUCACUUUGAACACGGCAUAUAUAUACCGGCAUAACAAAAAAGACAAAAAAACAUGUCAUGUUUUACUUCAUUUCUUUAUGUGUAUAUGUGUUUUUAUAUGUUGACUGAAAAUGAUACUCGGAUGCUUUGAUGUGUGCUCUGUAAAAAAACGCAGUGAAAAAUUUUUUUGAAUUUUUUUGAAAAAAAUAAACAAAUUUAAUUGAAUUGAAAUUUUUUUGAAACAUCCAAAAAAAUUGGUCCGAAUUGUUUUAAAUGCACUUUUUUUCUUUCGAAGUUUUUUUGUUUGUCAUUUUUCCGACUGGUUUUUUUUCGAACAAACACUUCUUCUAUCAAAAAAAUUCUCAUUUUUUCAAACUCGCGUGUCAAUCAAAAUCAAAAUUUUUUAUUUUAGGUAAUGGCCAUUGGCAAAUGGUCUAAAAAAAGGCAAAAAAAUCCAGAUAGCGGGCCUCGACCGCCUGGUGAGUUUGUGUCGAGAAAAAGCAGAGAGGAAGAAGUUGAAAAAAUUGAAGAAACUGCAAGUAAUAGCGUUCUCCAAACACAAAAAAAGUUUUUUUAUAUACAUUUAUUACAUAGCUCAUGACGUUAUUUUUAGCUCGAUAAAGUUAUCAGAGACACUUUGGAUCCGAAAAUGCGCAAUAAGAAGAAGAAAAAGUCUCGAACAGAAAGAGCGAUUGCGAAAAGGGAACGAGAGGGCCUACCUGUGCAUAACAGAGAUGACUUUUCUGAUUCUGACGAGGAAGACAGCGAGGACGGUUUUGGCGAAGAAGAAAAAGUACAUAAUAUUUCCGUCAAUCAGAAGGGUGCCCUUUAAAUCACUUGGAGAGAAACCUAUUCGUCCCGGUUUCAUCUGAAGAGCUUAGCAUGAAAAUCUGUUUUCUGUUCUUCACAAAAAUUAAAAGUCUGAAGGAGAUGUGCAGAUUUAACGAUUAAGCUUAUCAAACUCUCGAAGACUUUUGCACAAAGUGAAAAUUGUGACAAGCUGUCGCGGAAUGGACUAUAACCAGUUGACUGUCAUUCCGUUCCCGAAAAGUAUUUACUCCUUUAAGACGGCGUCCAAACGACCUCGGAAUUUCGAAGUGACGAUCAAUCGUCGCAAACGCAAGUACGGCCUGGAUGAAUCAGAAAGCGAUAGCGAUCAGGACUUAACUUACGAGCAGUUUCUGAAAGAAGUGGAAGUUGCGUUUCUUAUUGUGAGCUUUCCAAAAAUGUCAGUUUCAGGAGAAAAAGAAAGAAUUAUUGGACGAUCCUUCAAAAUCCGACGAUCUUGCUAUCAAACGUUACGGAAAACUUCUGGGCUAUAAGGUGGGCUUAUUUCGAUUAUUCUUCAAUAUAUUUGACAGAGAUACAAAAUUCGUUUUUUUUUCCAGGAAGAAGAAAAAAAUCGAGAUGGAAAACCCAAGAUAGCUCAAAAGUUGCGUAAUGACGGGCUGGACUGUAAGGAAAUCUUUUUAAAUGUUUAGAAAAAGGAAGUUUUCAGUUCUUUUGGAGUUUUGCAACGCGGACGAUAGGAAAGACUUUUUAGAAAAUCACGACGUCGAAGGUUUCUGGAUGGAUCUAUUUUUUUGACGUCAUGAAUUUAGACGAAGCAGAGGCAAGCGACGACGAAGUCACAGGAAGUGAAAAAUCAGAAGAAAAUGAAGUUGACCUUCACGAAGAUGAGGUUCAUUUCCUUGAAUUUUUGGUUCACAUCAGAAGUUUUGAUUUGAAGGAGAGCGAAGAGGAAUUUGUUGAGGAUGAAGAAGAAGAAGAUGGAGAAUCCACGGCUUUUGAACUGAGUGAUGAAGAAGACGAAGAAGAGGAAGUUAAUGCUCAGCCAGAAGUUUCGGGCCAAGUUAACGAACUAUCCGAAGAUAUUUAUGGAAGAACUAUCAAUAAGUUAGUUUUAUAUCACAUUAGAAAAUGUAUUAAAAUGUUUUUUGGAUCAAGAAAUGCGUGUUCUCAUUAUACAUUUUCAGAAAGACGAGCGAACUGAUCAAGUUUGAUCCAAUGGCGGCAAGAAAGAAACUGGGGGAACUCGAGGAAAAAAGCGAAAUUUCGGUGGAGCAGCGAAUGAAGGUCGAGCGCUCUGUUACCGGUCUUAUCAACAGGUAGUUUUUGGCGGGUGGUUUUUUCUCACUUUUUUAAUUUCUGCACAGAUUAUCUGAAGCCACAGUGAUCAAGUCGAAGCAAUCUAUCGCCGAAAUGUGGAUCACACAUUCGAAGAACGGUUCUAUCGAACUUUGAAACGAUAACCAUGAAUUUGCCAGACGUUAAAUGCUCCCUCCACAAAAUCCUCUGCCGUGUCAUCUCGUCGCCUUUCGCUUUGCAGCCUUCCUUGAUGUCCACUUACGCCAUGUUUCUGGCCCUUCUCCAUUAUUCGGUCAGCAGCGAGAUUUGUUCGUCCUUUCCUUUCUUUCCGUCCAAAACGAGGCUUUUCCAGCUGCCUAUUUCGUCGAGAAUUUACUCUGCGACUUGAUCAAGUCGAUAAAAGAGGGCGGCGAGGCUUAUUCCCUUUCCGAUGGAGAUAAAUCCAUAGAGAAUCGCGUCAUUUUAGUCUCGAUGCUGGUCAACUUCAAGGUAAUCCUCCUUCCUUCCUUCCAAUUUUCACUUGUUGUUCCAGGUUUUGAAACCCGAGAUGAUCUUGGACGUCAUCGAUAAGUUCCGCACUGAGCUCAACCUCGAAACGAUCCGUUUCACAGUGCUGAUUAUUUCUAGUUAGUGUCGUUUCUCAAUCCAAAAGAUCGUGUUCAGAUGCGUACAAAAUAAUGAAAAAGGCGGCGUGGCCUCAGGUCAACGAGCGGAUCAACUUUUUAUGCGAAGAGUUCGAGAAAACUCCUAUUUCAAACCUGUGAGUGGUCUUUUCUUCAAUUUCGAACGCCGUUUUCAAGAGGGAAAUUGAUGAGAACUGUUUUUCAUAGGAGGUCAGGGCUUUUGGCUCGGAGCUGAGUAAUCAAUCCCCUUGUUUGAUUAGAAACGUUUUUUUUUGUGAAAAAAUCUUCAAUCAUUUCGACUAGUAAUAACCGUUAAAUGAAAAACUAGUUGCAAUUCGUUUUUUUUUUUUCAAACUUUUGGGAAGAUUUUGGCCUUUUCACAGCAAAUAAAAUUAGUAUUGUAAAAAAAUUUUGAAAAAUUCGUUUCAAAAAUUUGAAGUAUGUGCCGUGUAGAGAACACUUUGCGAAGUUCAAAAUAGCGUCAGAAAAAAAGAAAAAGACAACUAAAAUUUUAGAGAGUCAAAUUUGAAACUUUUUCAGAAAAAUACCUUAAACACGUCAAUAACUUAUUAGCAAUUUUCAGAACACGAGCGAAGUUUUUGAUUGAUGAACUCUCAUCUCUCAAAAAGAAUCCGCCAAAAUCGAUCGACUUUUCCGUUGUUGAACAUCAUUUGCGAAUAAUGCAGGGGUUGAACAAAAGUAUGUAGGAAAAUUGUUCAAAAAAAUCAUCUUUAUUGCUGCAGAUAAGUCUCAGGGCAGUGAACGGGAACUGGGAAUGUCUUUGGACGAUUUGCUGGUGGCUGAAGAACGCGGUCGUUGGUUCGUGCUUUUUGAAUUGAGAAGUGAAAAUUGAAAGCGGAGUUUAAUUCUGGAAUUUUCUGAAUAUUUACUCAGAUAAUUUCUUUUUGAAGUUCGCUGCAUACAGCCAAGCAAUGAUUUUCAACUUUGAAAAUUCAUUACUCUAAAAAUAACAUUUUUUUAAGGUAUAAGGCGUUAAACUUUCAUAUAGACCUUAAGAGAGUUUAAAAUUUCGAAAAUUGACCUUAAAAUGAAUUAUCUCGACAGCUUCUUAUACGAUAAAAGGUGAAAAUUCAAACGAAACAGGUUUCUUUUGGAGAUAGUUUGAAAAAAUCUUGGUUUUUCCACCCAUGUUUUAUAAUAAGUUCCGGAUUCAUUGUUAAAGUUGACGCUAAUUUCUGAAAAAAGUUGACUGAACAACAAAAAAAAUAAGUAGGAACAUUUUUAUUUGAAACGAAAUUCAAUUUUAAUAGUUGUGGCUUUCUCGUCUGAGCUAAUUUAUACACUGAUUGGAGGCCAUUUUAAGAUUUUUAUUGGACAGGUGGAUUGUGGGCUCGGCCUUCCGCUUGCCGGAGAACCACGCGGCACUUGGAACUUCCUCUCAGAAAAAUAUUGGCUCGUUUUCCGAGAAAAUGGUUUCGUUGGCGGUCAAGGCCGGCAUGAAUUCCGACGUUCGACGAAACAUAUUCUGCUCUGUCGGUCAGUUCUCGAAUAAACUUUCUGCCUUUCGAUUAUAAAAAUUCAGCUCACUAUUAAAAUAUCUGAAAAAUCAAUCGGAUUUUGAACUGGCAGCCUCAUUAAAGUGAAAUUCCAAGUAUAUCUCUGUAGUUGCGUGAAAAGGCUAUAAUGAAAAAACUAAUGAAAAAUUCAUCUUUCGAUACUUCAAAUUCAACUUUUUCUUCGUUUUCUGAAGCUUCACGAGUAAGAUGUGAGAUGCUGUCUUCAUAGAGUUUUUUUAUUUUCCUUCGUGUUUUUGUGGCGGAUGUUUCUGUUUCAAUGAACUUUGAAGGUUUUCUUUGUCCUUGAAUUAUCCUUUCUGAAGAUUAGAACGUUUUGAGACUUCCAGGACUUUCUUCUGGUAUACCAAAAGUGUUCUGAUCGAUUUUUAGGAAUCGCCAAGCACAAAGUAAAAUAACCUUCUUUUGUGAGAGACCUUAUUAAAAAGUUCUAUUCAAUCAGUUGUAAAAGAACUUUGAGAACAGGUCAAUCGAUAAUAAGAGCGAAAAAUUGUUUCCUGAUAAAGUUACAAUUCAAAAUUACAUUACAGUAUAUCGAAAAUCAAAACACUAUUUUCUUUCAGCUUACGCUGAAGACACGGAUGACGCUUUCGAGAAGUUGUUAAGAUUGUGUUUGAAGGUAUGCCGAAAGUUUUCUUAUCUUUUCGAUUCAAUUCCAUUCAAGGGAGAGAAAGAGAGGGAAAUUAUUCACGUUUUAAUCAUCAUGAUGCUGCGUGAGAAGUCGUACAAUCCGUUCUAUGCGACUUUGCUGUUUCGCUUCUGCGAAUUCAACAAGCGUUUUGUGGUUCGUUUUUAAGUGUCUCUGAUAUGGAGUGAAGAUAUCGAGAAAGCCUGAGUGGUUUAGGACGAAAAAGGGUUUUCACAUUUAUGAUUGAAGUAAACUUCGGGUUUUCUCUAAAAUAUUGUAUAUUGAUUUAUUAUAAUGUUUCAUUCUAUGUUUCAUUAUGUAGUAUUAUGAAAAUUUGACAGAACAGAUUAAAUACCUGUCAAUUUCGUAAUAACGGCUGGGUGAGAAUGAAAAAUGCAAAAAUGAAAAUCUGAAGACCAUGAUGAGAGUUUCUUUUGAGAUCACGACGCAGUAUGCCCUGUGGGACCGAAUCCGAGAGUGUGCAGGACUGCAGCCGCGAGAAAGAUCUCACUUGGCUCUUCUGCUGCAUUCUCUGGUCUCUCGGGAAGUGCUUCCGAUUACCGUCCUCAAGGUGAGAUCAAUUUUUUUGAAAUCUUUGACUAUAGCCUGUAAUCACCCAACUACCAGACAAAAAGACAUGUGAAAUGUCGGUUUGACGGAAUCGCUGAGUCGGAUACACCGCGUACCUGAUUAAUUUCCUGAGCGCUAGGCGUCUCAACAAAAUAUUACGCCAUGCAUGUUGGUUCAUCAGUCGGAAGCAUGGCUCAUUAGACUUCCUUUGGCUUGUCUCGAGCAGGAAUUUCACUUCUCUAGCUUCUUGAGAAUAAUUUCUGACUGACGAGCCAGUCUCGAAAAAAUCACGAGCGGAAAGUCAAAUCCUUGACUAGAGCUCGUAAACACCCGACUGGCAACACAAAAAGACAAGUAACAUGUUCGGCAAUUCCAAAAAUUAGUGUUUUAAUAAUUAGUUUUUUGCAAAAACGCGCAAUUAUUUUUUCUUUAGAAAGCAGAUUGAAAGCAAAAAGGUCUGAGUGAGAAUUUCCUUCCUACCAUAGAACCGUAAGGUUUUCCAUUCCAACUUUUCUGCAUCACCUUUCAAGCCGAGAAAGGUAGACGAAUCUCACGUCUCGUUCUUCUAGCGUUACUUAGGAAUUCCAGAGUGGUCUUUGUAGGGGUUAGGGGAAAAACUCUCGAUAGAGAACAAAAUAGUGGUCCCUAUAGGGGUUAAAACGCUGUACAACGUGGCUUUGAUAUGUUUGAUCACCAUUGUAUGUAAUGAGUUCACUUCUAGUAUGGUUACCUGAAAAAAAAAAUGGAACGUAUCGAUGUUUCCGGUGUUUUCAUACAAAGAUUCUAAAAAAUUAUUAGCUUAUAGCUUAUAAAAGUUUUCUCAAGAUUAAUCUUUUGAACAUGAGAAGACAGUAGUAAGUGAAAAGUAGUUGUUCGCGAUUUAGGUGGUCGAAUGGGGAUCACUGGACGGAGCGACGUCGUCGCUGCUCCGACGGUUCUUCUCCCUUCUCGCCACGACUUCAGAAGCAGUUCUGCGUCGCAUUUUCGAACCGCUCAUCAAAGAGUCGACGCGCGAAAAGUUCGAGAUGCUUUCCGAAGGCCUGCGAGUUUUCUUGCAUAUGCACUUCAAGGGCGAUCCCACCUACGAGAACGUGGACCGGUGGAUCAUUGAGAAUAACCUUGUUUGA